Molecule: messenger RNA, 1665 nt
Organism: Condylostylus longicornis
Lineage: Eukaryota; Metazoa; Arthropoda; Insecta; Diptera; Dolichopodidae
Exons: 6
Source: RefSeq, a predicted model, not a curated record
AUGAAGGAUCAUCUCGAUAUUGCCCUUACCCAAGAGCCUUACAUAGUGAAGCAUCAGGUUAAUGGCCUAAGAGAUAUCACUUGCAAAAAUUUGUUUUUACUGGGGGAUUUCAAUAUUAACAUCUUGUCCCAGGGCAGAGAAAUUGAUGAUUAUGUUCUUUUAUUGUCUUCUUUAGGGCUUGAAUCUAUAAUUUCAGAAAUUACCCGGCCAGUUUCUGGUUCUUGCAUUGACCAUAUCUUUAUGAGACUGUGUAAUAAUAAUAAAUUUUUGAUUUUUGGUGAAGUUUUGGACCUAUGUAUAACUGACCAUUUCAUGUUAAGUUUAAAAAUUGAAUAUUCGUCUGUGGUUCGAUCUAAUAAUUAUAUUUAUGAGAAUUCGUUUCAAAAAAAUGAUUCUAAUAAAUUGAGGACAGCUUUGUUGUUUGAAUUCUGGUCUGAUGUUUAUAUUGUGGAUGACACUUCGGUUGCUUAUUCGAUCUUUUAUGAUAUUCUUAUGAAACACAUUGCGAAUUGUAGUAAUAGUGUUAUGAUACGUAAUAGGGACAAAAGAUUGAAGCCGUGGAUGACAAAUGGUCUUAUUAAUUUUAUUGAGAAAAGAAAUAAAUUACGUCCAAAAGUUGAAAAGAAUCCAAAUACUGUUAAAAUUAAGAAUUCAAAAGAUAAUUACUACUUUAGUAAAUUGAAUGCAAAUAGGGGUAAUUCUAAAGUUGAAUGGCAAAUUAUGAAUUCUAUUUUAAAUAAAGAUAUGGUUUUAGAUCCUGAUAUUGUGCUUGAAGAGGAGUCUGUUAUUUUAAGUAAUCCUUCUGAAGUUUCCAACUGUUUUAAUAGUAGUGAAAUUCUUGAUCGUAAUUGGGUUUCGUCAUAUAUUAUUCCUGAAACAUAUGGCCGUGAAAGUUUCUUUUUUGAACCUUUUACGGCAUCAGAAAUUCAUAAAUUAAUAGUGGGCUUGAAAAGCUCGAACUCUAAGUCAUCAGAUUUACUUGCUUAUAUUGGUAAUUUACCUGAUCUUAAAACAGCCGUAGUUAUUCCACUUUUUAAGAAAGGUAACACUUUAGACCCAGGUAAUUACAGACCCACUUCAAUUCUUUUCCCCAUUUCGAAAUUCGGUUUUAGAAAAGGAAAAUGUACCGAGGAUGCUUUGAUGAAGUUUUGUACAGAGAUUUGUGAUGGUUUAAAUGCUGGUAAUACGUGUGCUGCAAUUUUUAUUGACAUUGCUAAGGCAUUUGACACAGUUCAACAUUCACACUUACUUCAUAAAUUAUUUAAUGCAGGCUUCAGGGGAUUUGUUUUGAAUUGGUUUGAAUCCUUUAUUUCGAAUAGAAAACAGAAGGUAAGAGUUGGUAAUUCAUACAAUGGUGUAUCUAAUGUACAUAUGGGUGUACCGCAGGGCUCGGUUCUUGGUCCAAUAUUGUUCCUUGUUUUUAUCAAUUCACUAUUGAUUCAACGUUUUAAGGGUCAUCCGACUGCUUUUGCAGAUGACACUUUGUUCUCAUACAGUUGUAGUAAUCGUUCCAGUGUAUUUAGCGAUAUGAACUAUGAUUUGGACCUAAUUAGAAGGUGGUUUUACACUCAUGGGUUUGUUAUAAGCUCAAAGACUAAAUAUAUGCUUUUUGGUCUAACUGGCAAUUUUCGUGAUAUAAUGGUUCCAACUUCUAUUGAUAACUUG